Messenger RNA from Histoplasma capsulatum G186AR, 417 nucleotides. RefSeq lists its product as uncharacterized. NCBI's taxonomy places the organism in Eukaryota, Fungi, Ascomycota, Eurotiomycetes, Onygenales, Ajellomycetaceae. Bases 1 to 417 code for a protein of 138 amino acids. The transcript is spliced from 2 exons. The record is from RefSeq and is a predicted model, not a curated record.
AUGUAUGUAGAGGGAAGAAAAUCCACGGUACAAGGCCACACUGGGGAAGCGGUCCAACCAGCGGCGGGCUUGGGGGUGACGAAUCAGCAGCAGGCCACACAACCUUAUUUGAGGUUAUUCCCAACGGCACAUCGAUUGAUAAUAUCAGGAUGGCAACAUGAAACACAGCUCGCCAGAAUCAACAGCCAGCAGCCAGCAGCCAGCAGUGAGCAGUCAGCAGUGAGCAGUGAGCACCUUGCAACCGGGGCGGGUUGUUAUCGAUCAGACUUUGACCACGGGCGAAAACGACAAACGCUUCUGUCUGGCCAGCGCUGCAUAAGAAUUGGACAAGAUACAGGCACACUUGCAGCACUGCGCAAAUACAUCACGAAGGGGCAGGAGGAUGUCAGGUUCUAUGAACGGGAGGUGAAUAUGUAG